Messenger RNA from Hyla sarda, 1819 nucleotides. It is a transcript of the gene RSAD1, whose product is annotated as radical S-adenosyl methionine domain containing 1. Gene Ontology annotation, molecular function: 4 iron, 4 sulfur cluster binding; coproporphyrinogen oxidase activity. The record is from RefSeq and is a predicted model, not a curated record. Bases 121 to 1458 code for a protein of 445 amino acids. NCBI's taxonomy places the organism in Eukaryota, Metazoa, Chordata, Amphibia, Anura, Hylidae. Gene Ontology annotation, biological process: porphyrin-containing compound biosynthetic process. Gene Ontology annotation, cellular component: cytoplasm. The transcript is spliced from 9 exons.
UCUCUGGCCUCACACUUCAUGUUGUUACCUCCAGCCUCCAGCAGGGGGCGGGCCGGAAGUCACACAUGUGCCUGUCACCUCGUAUAGAUAGGAGGCAAUGCUGUCCUAUGUAAGAAUACAAUGUUCCCGAUCACCCUGCGCCCCAGUGCGGCUGUAAUACGGAGGGUGUUGUGCAGCAGUAGGUCCCACAGCCAGGACGUGCAUAGUGCGGAGGAGCCGUAUACAGAGGGAGCCGCGGCCGUGUACGUGCACUGGCCGUACUGUGAGAAACGCUGCACUUACUGCAAUUUCAACAAAUACAUUGCUCGUUCUGACAAUGAGGAAACCAUCCGCUCCUGUCUGGUGCAGGAAACACGCACUUUGAUCCAGCUGGGCCAGGUGCACAGGGUACCUUCAGUAUUUUUUGGUGGGGGCACCCCAAGCCUCGCCAGCCCAUCCACCAUAGGUGCUAUUUUGGAGGCGAUAUCUAAGUAUGCAUAUUUACCACAAAAUGCUGAAAUCAGCUUGGAGGCCAAUCCCACAUCAUCCAGGAAGAGCAAACUGCAGAGAUUCCGGGAAGUGGGGGUGAAUCGUCUCUCUAUUGGUGUACAGUCCCUGGAUGAUCAUGACCUCCUGCUCCUUGGAAGGACUCAUACAGCCUCCGAUGCAAAACGCACAGUAGAGGAAGCACGCAACAUCUUCCCUGGUCAAACUUCAGUGGAUGUAAUGUUUGGUCUUCCAGGUCAAAGCCUGGCAUCAUGGCACAACACGUUACACCGGCUGUUGAAUCUGUGUGAUGACCAUGUUUCUCUAUAUCAGCUCACCUUGGAGAGGGGUACUGCCAUGUUUAAAUGGAAGGAGAAAGCACAACUUACUUUUCCUGAUCAAGAACUUACUGCCCAGAUGUAUGAGGAUGCCAGGUGCAUUCUACGACAAGCUGGAUUCCGGCAGUAUGAAGUGUCAAAUUUUGCCAGAAAUGGUGCAGUGAGCAAACACAACCUCUCAUACUGGCUGGGAAAACAGUACAUUGGUAUAGGACCAGGAGCCCAUGGAAGGUUUGUAGUCCACACUAGUCUGGGGAAACAGAGGCAAGCUCGCAUUCAGACGCUGGAACCAGAACCGUGGAUGAAGGAAGUGAUGAGUAAUGGACAUGGUACACGCAAAGUGACUCUUCAGGAUGACUUUGAUAUAUUAUCAGAACUGUUAGUAUUGGGUUUACGGACAGACAUUGGAAUAUCACAUAAGCACUGGCACAAGCUCUGCCAUACAGUCAGCUUACACAGCUUGUUUAAGGCGUCCCCGGAACUGAGGGAUCUACAGAAGAAUCAACUCCUGGUGUUGGAUCAGAAUGGUCUGCGCUGCACUUGGAGGGGGCUCGCGGUGUUGGACAGUCUUCUGCUCCCAAUCUUAAACCAGUUCCAGGAUUCUUGGAAUCAGUCUGAGAACAUGAAAUCUCAUCGGCCACAGACAACUGUGUAGAAACAACAACACUGGAUCCACAGUAUCUAAAAUAUACUGUAUAAACCCGUAAAUGAAUACCGAAUAAAGUUAUUUCAUACAUUUUUUUUUAGCUCGACAAGUCCCUUUAUAUUUAGCAAUACCUUACUUUGGGGCCUUUGUAUGUUCGUAAAGAUAUUGAUUUUAUAGUUCUAAAAGGCCAUCCACAAAUCCAUCAAGUUUUUAUUCUUUUUAUUCUUUCUGUGCUCUAUGGUAAGGAGUUCGUUCAUAAAUCCUCAGUAAAAAGUGCCAAAGUCCCAAAACAGUCAGUACUAUGGGGUUAACUUAGAAUUCUAUUAGAUGCCUUAAGGGGUACUCCGGUGAAAACCUUUUUUCUAUAAAA